This is a messenger RNA of Aspergillus oryzae RIB40, 786 nucleotides long. RefSeq names its product basic helix-loop-helix domain-containing protein. The transcript is spliced from 2 exons. The coding region runs from base 1 to 786 and encodes 261 amino acids. The record is from RefSeq and is a predicted model, not a curated record. Gene Ontology annotation, molecular function: protein dimerization activity. NCBI's taxonomy places the organism in Eukaryota, Fungi, Ascomycota, Eurotiomycetes, Eurotiales, Aspergillaceae.
AUGUCACGUUCUCGUCUUCCACCCACUCCGGCAAUGUCGGGAGAGUUGAUAGUCAAGGACCAAGUGUCCGUGGAUGCUGUCGACUCAUUUGCAUUGCCGCCAGCUGCUAUGAGUCCGGCCAAGAUGGAAAGUGCCAGUCGCAGGUCAUCGAAGUCGGACCAGUCGGCUUAUUUUCCUGCUUCCCCAACUUCCCCAAAUCUCAAUAUGGGACGCGGUGCGAAUCCUCCCCGUCAAACGGGUAUCAAACGACCACUAGAAGACUUUGAUCUCCCACCCCCUCCCACUCGCACCCGCAAAAUCAUCCAAAUGAAGCCCAAGACACAGACUCAAAGUCAAGCCAAGCCAGCACCCACAACUAAUAAGCCCUCCAAGGAAAGUGGCAAAAGCACCUCAAACAAUAACAAUGUGUCCCCUGCCACUUCCAAGAAGAAACAGCCUAGUGCUACGAGCGCUGCCGGUCGAAAGAUUGCUCGCAAGACGGCACAUAGCUUGAUUGAACGGCGAAGGAGGUCCAAGAUGAAUGAAGAAUUUGCAACCUUGAAAGAUAUGAUCCCAGCUUGUAGAGGUCAGGACAUGCACAAGCUUGCCAUUCUGCAGUCGUAUCCCCUCAACAAGCACAGCUAUAGAUUUCUCUUCGAUCCUGCCGAGUCCAGCGUUGGGUCCGACUCACCCUUGCGACAGCACUCUACGGUCGUCCCGUGGAUCCUGGGCAGCAACGUCAACCAACCCCUCGCCGGUGCUCCAACCACAGAUUCGUCAUGCGUCUUCAGCAGAGAUGGACCAUGA